Diaporthe citri is the source of this 1476-nucleotide messenger RNA. RefSeq lists its product as uncharacterized. The record is from RefSeq and is a predicted model, not a curated record. NCBI's taxonomy places the organism in Eukaryota, Fungi, Ascomycota, Sordariomycetes, Diaporthales, Diaporthaceae. Bases 1 to 1476 code for a protein of 491 amino acids. Gene Ontology annotation, molecular function: oxidoreductase activity, acting on paired donors, with incorporation or reduction of molecular oxygen; heme binding; iron ion binding. The transcript is spliced from 4 exons.
AUGGAUUUCAUCAAAUCGAAUGCGCUCUACCUUGGAGGCGCGCUCCUCUGCGUCGCGCUGGCUAGGUACAUCUACGCCGGGCUCACAAACCCCUUGUCAAACAUCCCGGGGCCGUGGUACACACGGUACACCACCCUCGUCUCAACAUACUUCGUCAUCACCGCGCACCACCCGGACUGGGUGCACGCGCUGCACGAAAAGUACGGGCCGGCGGUGCGCAUCAACCCGCACGAGGUCGACAUCUCGGACGCGCCGGCAUGCCAGCGCGUCAUCCACGGCGUCAAGGGCGGCUUCCUCAAGUCGCCCUUCUACUCGCUCCUCAUCACCGACUCGUCCAGCGUCUUCAACGAGAUCCGCCCAGAGAUCCACCGCAAGUACAAGCGCCUCCUGUCGAACCCCAUGUCCGAGACGGGCCUCAAGACCUUCCUGCCCCGCAUCGACGGCAAGGUGCGCCUCGCCAUCGAGCGCAUCCGCGAGGAGAACAAGACGCGCGGCGCCGCAGAUGUUGCCAAGUGGUUCAUGUUCCUCUCGUUUGACGUGAUCGGCGAUUUGACCUUCGGCGAAGGCUUCGGCCAGCUGGAGAGUGGCCAGAAAAACCGAUCCAUCAAUGACUUUGUCAGCCUGGGCUUCGUGGGAGGCCUGCGCUCCAUGUUCCCCACCAUAUCCUGGCUCUCCCUGUACCUCCCCAUCCCAGUCUUCCAAGACGCCACCAAGAUCCAGUACCGGACCUUUGACUACGCCCAGAGCGCGCUGGACCGCCACGCCAGGCGCGUAGAGGAGCAGGGCGAGGACACCAAGCCGACCGUCUUCUCCAAGCUCUACACGGCCGGUGCCGAGGACACGUGGUCGCCGAUCGAGAUCCGGGACAACGCGCAGGUCUUCAUCGUGGGCGGCAGCGACACCACGGCCAACUCCAUGAUCUACCUCAUCUGGGCCAUCUGCAAGCUGCCCGACGUCAAGGCCAAGCUCCUCCGGGAGCUGGCGACCAUGCCCGAGGACUUUGGCUACGACGACCUCAGGGACAUGCCCUACCUGAACUGGUGUGUGAACGAGACGCUGCGCCUUUAUAACGCCCUGCCGUGCGGCCUUCCGCGCAUCGUGCCCGCAGGUGGCGUCGAGCUCGCGGGCCAGUUCAUCCCCGGCGGGGCUACCGUAUCAACCCAGUCAUAUAGCUUGCAUCGAGAUGAGCACGCCUUCCCUGACCCAUACCGCUUCAACCCGGACAGGUGGGAGCACACGACCCAGGAGAUGAGAGACUGCACCUUGCCUUUUGGCGGUGGCUCGAGAACCUGCCUCGGCCGCCACCUGGCUCGCAUCGAGCUACGCCUGAUGGCAGCUCGCUUCUUCCGCAACUUCCCUGAUGCCACCGUUUCCGAGCUGGAGGGUAUGUGCGACAAGGACAUGGAGCCUGCCCUACAUUUCCUCAUGGUGCCCAGCGGCCACCGGUGUCUGAUUCAGCUUGAUGGGGAGAAGUAA